AAGAUAAACCGUUCAAAGUUCUUUAGAAAGCAAAAUAAGAAAUUUUGUGUGAAAAGAAAAAAAAUGUAUUCCUUCUAAGUAAUUCACGAAGGGAAAAGAAGAAUAAAAGGACAGAGUGGCCAGUGAAGGUUGUUAGUUUGUGUAAUUUGCUGUUGGCCCGCCGGAAUGAACCUAAUUUGCAGAAUUUUUGCAAAUUUUUGGUUUUUGCAAGAGAUUCCGUGGGAUAAUCACUAGAGGCGCUAGUUGGUGGUGUCAUCGACUUAUCCGGGAUUUUCUGUGUGCCUCCGCGAAAACUUUCUGGGGGGUGGAAGUCGCCCAGAAAGGGGCUCUGUUAGCCGUGUUCUCGUUUCCGUGUGCAGGUCCCGCGGACCUGGAAGUGGAGCUGAACAUGUCAGCUGCUAUUUAUCGCGACAGCCCACACGGGACGCCUUCGCAUUUUCCGCAGUCCGCACCUCUGCCCCCGGGGGCAGCUUCCUACUUCUCCAGCCCGGCCUCCCUGCAGCACUUCCACCAGCCGCAUCCGCACUCCUUUGCCUACGGCUCCGGGCAGCGGCAUGCAAAACGGAAGAGUGCCGUGGAAUUGUUGGCUGAAAGUAAGCCCCUCUAUGUGAAAUCUGAUUGUGUUCUGGAUCGGGAUCAGCAGCUCUUCCGUGGAACUGCCCCAAGUGCAAUGCACAUGCUUUCGCCAUCGCGGACGCUGACACAGCAAACGCAGGUGCAGCAGAGUCGCCACGGUGUCCAUCAGCCACCCCGUGCUAGCCGUCGUAGCGCCUCCGCCAUGGCCAUCAAUUCGGAUCUGCUGCAGACGAAACUCCGGAAGUUGCUCAAUACGUCCGAGAGUAAGGAAAUGCUCUCGGAUGCUGCAAUGCUCAAUCCCAAUCUCGAUGGGAAGUACAACCCAGUCUACGGGUAUCCGCUCUCAUCCAAAAUUACCCAAGAGCUAAACAUCCACGCAAUGCCCAAGGAAUCAUCUGUGUUCUUCUCGAGCGCCUUCCUUUCGCCCCAGUCACUGCCCCCGCAGCCCGUGUCCGAUGACGACGACAUUUACCGCUUCGACGAUACCCUCAUCCUCACCGAUGACUACCGGGCCAUCAGCCCACCAGCCGAAUACGCCGAGGAGCACGCAAUGGAACGCAAUGCCCCCACACCACGCUACUACCAACGCUCCUUUUCGCAUUCCCAGGCCGUUUCGUCCGGCAACUACUCACCCUCCUUCAACAUCAACAGCCACAAAUCGCUGCCGGAUCUCAAUUUGCAGGUGAGCCGCCAUUCACCUCACAGCGAAGCCCUAAGCUGCUGCAGCCGUGGCAAUCGAUCAAAUAAAUCCGGGUCUUCACUGAAUCGCGACUCAGGUGGCUCCUCUGGUCACUACACGCACCAGAGUGAGCCAGCGCCGUGCUGCAAUCAACCCCUUGAGGUGGUUCAGGGUGAAUUCCGGCGCGACAGUGGCUCCUCGACGCAGCACAGUGGGAAUUCGUACUUUGCCUACGGGAUCCCCCCACUGGGCUAUGACUGCGCCAUGGCAGAGAAGACGGACGAGGAGCUGCUGAACUUCACCACGGCCGAGGUGCCGGAAGCCUUUCAGGAUGACUACGAUGAGGACAGGAAGAUCGAUGAGAGGUACUUCGAUGAGGUGCGCCCAAGUGCUCGACAGACAGCGCGGUACUUUGAGGAGAAGGCACGUGAGAGUGCUGGUGCGUAUGGGGCUGCUGAUCCGGACAUCAGUCCACCGGGUUUGGGGGUAUUCAAGCGACAAAAGUGUCUGCGGUUGAAGCAACGUGGUCGCACGCCUGAGGAUCGGCGUCCCAUUUUGCGCUCCAAGAGUGACAUCAGCGACAAACGCUACCGCCCGGAGAUGUUUCAACUUGAGCGCUUCUUCGAUCGUCUGGGGUUGAAUGAUAAGAGCUAUGAGGAGCUCGUGAGUACGAAGAGUGCCACCUCGGGUACGGGGUACAGUGAUAAGGAUUCGGACCAAUCGAGUGUGGUGUUCUUCUCGGACGUGAGCACCGUGGACUCGACACGACUUCCGGAUAGCACGGAAACGGGCCAGGCGAGUGGCCCAUACCGUUCCACGGAGCCACCGUCCAUUGUGGAACGCAAUGCGCGCAUCAUUAAGUGGCUGUGCAACUGCAGGAGGGUCCAGCUCACAUAGCAAGUGAAGAAGGGGUUCGGGCUAAUCUGAACACCCCGAUAGUCAAUACUCACCGCUGUGGGUGCUCUGCUUUUCUUUUAUUCUCCUCCUCCUCCCAGAUUUCCCCUUUCUCUCUCUCCGACUUUUCCGCUCUGAUUGACCCUCAAAACAAAAUAAAUAGAAUCUCAAUUUCCUUUUGAGAAGAAAAAACAUCCCCAUUCCCCCAAUUUUGGGGGUUUAAUCCUCCGAUUUCUGCUGCAUUUUCAACACACAUAAGAUUGCUUCCUUAGUUCCUUAAAAAAAACGUCAGAGUUGAAGGGACAUUGAGGAUUCGUGCAUUUUAUUCCUUUUGUUCUUUCUAUGGUUCUUUGGGUUCUUUAAUUUUGUGAUAUAUUAAUGUUUUCUAUUUUAUAAUAUUUUGCAUGAAAAAUCAUUUUACUUCCAUUAAAAAACGUUUAUUUAAAAAGAAUUUUGAAAAUUGAAUUUUUCUUGUUUGAACUUGAAAAAGUGAUAAAAAUAUUUUUUUAACCCUUGCAGGAUUGAGGUUUUUAACCCUUUCACGUCCAACGUGAGACCCUUUCACGACCACAUGAAACGUUGAAACAUUUUUAUUGUUCCUUUUUAAAUGUUUCGUGUUUUUAGGUCAGAUGAAACAAUUUAUUUUCUUGAAUUUUAAUCUCUUGACGUCAACGUGAAACAUACAUAAAAACCUUGAAUCAUUCAAUUUUUUCAUCGUGAUAUUUUUUAGGGAAGCUUUCAAAGGACAUUUCUCUCAGUCAGAAUAUCUUCUUUAGUCUAAUUUACGUAAAUUCAAAGCGUUUCUGACUUAGAACAACAAUUAAAAUCAUUAAAAUUCACAUAAAUAAAAUGUUUCACGUUUCAAUAAUACGUUGAAAUAAUUUAUUUUAAAGAAUUUUUCACGAUUUCAAUUAUUUUUAUUUCUUCAAAUUAGAAAAUCAUUAAAUUCUCAUACAAGGUGCGAAGAAAGAACUUUUGAUAUCUUGUUGAAAAAAUCGCAUGUUUCAUGCAGUUGUUACAGCUUCUUUGGACUUUUAUUUGCAAAAUUAUAUUUUAGAGAAAUUCAGAAAUGCCAAUAAAACAAAUCCUUUGACGUUCUUUGGAUCAUACGUUGACUGAAACAUAAAGCUUUAUAUUUUUCCUAAAUGUUAAUGAAUUUAAUUGUUUUUCCAAGUUGCGAAUACGUUGAAUUAAGGUAAAUGUGAUCAGAAAAUGCGUUCUGUCUUCAAAAUUGUGUGAGGAGAGCAUCCAUAGAACAGAUAGCGUGAUACAAAGAUUGAAUGUUUCAAUGUUGUUUCACGUAGACGUUAAAGGUUAUUUUUUAUAUUCACCGAAGAAACAUAAUGUUUCACAUUUUGGUUAACGUGCAACUUAAUUGACAUGAAAGGGUUAAGAAAAAAAUCAAAGACUUUAAAUUACUUUAAAAAAUAAAAUUCUUUGAUCUUCUCAUUGUUUCAUUCCAAUUAUUCCAUUAAAUACCACACAGUAUUCUUCCAACUGAUGCAUUUUAUUUUAUCUUUUUUUAAGAGCAAAAGGGCAUAAUCCUAAUUUUUAAACAGAAAAAUCUGAAAGUUUUUCAACUCUGACACGUUCCUAAUAGAAAGAAUAAAAAAUCAACGAUUUUAGAGAGACAAAAAAAUGGCAUUAAAUACCACCUUUUGAGCAAUUUUAGACUGUUAUUCCACGUUCUUCUGGACAAUUUUUCUUAGAAAAUAGAGUGAAAGCAUUCACGUGCAUUUUAUCAAUCAAAAAAGAGCAAAAGGUCACGCAUUUUCUCUUAAUAGACUCUGAAUACUUUUUUUUCCAGUGUGUUACGUAGAAGUUUGCCGAUGAGAGUCCUGUAAAGAUUUUUAUUGUUUUUUUUUAUUACGUGUGUUUAACACUUUUUUUUUUGACAACGUAAUAAUAACUCACGUUUUAUUAACAACAUGGAUAAUAUUAUAUACAAUUUAUUAAACUAUAUUUUAUACAAUUAAAAAAAACUAUUAUAUUGUUAUUUAAUCAUUGAUGACAAAGUGAAUCUCCUCGAAAAGGUGCAAAUUUUAUUUGAUUGUUUAUUGUUUUUUGAUUUUUUUUUAUAUUGUAUAUUAUUGUCAAUUUUAUUACAAAGAAAUGAAAAGUAAAAUAAAAAAGAAAUGGAAAAUAAAGAAAAAUCCAUAAAUAGUGUGAGAUUUUAGAAAAAAAAAAUGAAAGAGAAUCUAUGUAAAAAAAAUUCCAUAUUAUACCGCAAAAUAUUCUAAAAGAAAAAAGUUUGUUACGCUCAUAAUGAAAAAAAUUGAAUUUUCAAGAUGGCGAGUGGAUGUCCUUUCCGGCAUUAUAUGAUUUCUUAUUCGAUGGUGUAACUGUGACAAUUUUAUCGUAAUCUACACUUAUAUAAUUAAUUCGAGACAAUUAAUCAGCGAAAUGGCUUUUUUUUUUCAACAUAGAAAAUAUAAAAUCGUAUUAAUUCAACAUGAAACAAUUUAAAAAAGAAAAACUGUGAAGGAAAAUAAAUUGAUUAAAAAAAAGCUGUUUUAAGUGAAAUGAAAAACUUAAUAAAAAAAAAAGUAGAUAAUCAAUACAUUUCAAUGGAAAUAUUUACCCAAUUACGUAGAGGAAAAUGUAUAAAAAUUACUAUAUUGUAAAAUCGAAUGAAUUUACUCGUACCCGGACUCAUUACAAGUGGUACACGAUCGUUUGUAGGAAUAGCGCCUAAUCCACUUUACGAAUAAAUAAAGAAGAAAAAACAUAUUCUAAUCUGAAAAUCAA
Molecule: messenger RNA, 4897 nt
Organism: Lutzomyia longipalpis
Lineage: Eukaryota; Metazoa; Arthropoda; Insecta; Diptera; Psychodidae
Exons: 5
Coding region: 389-2152 (587 amino acids)
Source: RefSeq, a predicted model, not a curated record